Molecule: messenger RNA, 951 nt
Organism: Pseudomyrmex gracilis
Lineage: Eukaryota; Metazoa; Arthropoda; Insecta; Hymenoptera; Formicidae
Product: fatty acid synthase-like
Exons: 5
Coding region: 1-951 (316 amino acids)
Biological process (GO): fatty acid biosynthetic process
Molecular function (GO): fatty acid synthase activity
Source: RefSeq, a predicted model, not a curated record
AUGAUCAGUGAAAAUGAAUAUGAAUUGUGUGCCGAUAUCGAUCCUGAAGAAAUUGUUAUUUCUGGCAUUUCCGGUAGCUUCCCAGGUUCGGACAAUAUGAAACAGUUGCAAGAACAUCUAUUUAACAACGUCGAUCUUAUUACGGACAAGCAUAUCCGAUGGAAUUCAGAACAUCCGGACUUACCAAAACGUCUAGGAAUAAUUAAUAAUUUAAAUAAGUUCGAUGCGGAAUUUUUUGAUAUAUGUGAUAGUUACGCGAACACACUUGACCCAUCACUGAGGAUAUUAUUGGAGCGUACUUACGAGGCAAUUGUCGACGCAGGAAUCAAUCCAAAGCAAUUACAAGGAAGAAAUAUUGCUACGAUCGUAGCAACAUCUUCCAUUGAGUCACAAAGUGAAUUUGUGUACCGGGACAUUCAGAUGAAUGGUAUGAAUUUUCUUGGCUGUCAGAAAACUACAUUGCCAAAUUUAGUUUCCUAUUGGCUAAAUCUGAAAGGACCAUCUUAUGUAGUCGAUACGGCCUGCAGCGGUAGUCUUCAUGCUGUAGCACUUGCUUAUUACAACAUCAUAUCUGGUGUUUUGUCACCAACUGGUUACUGUAGACCUUUUGAUGUAAACGCAAACGGUUAUUGCCGUAGUGAGACUGUAUCGGUAAUAUAUCUUCAAAAAGCAAAAAACGCAAAAAGAAUUUAUGCUUUAUGCAAACAUGUUAAAAUUAACAGUGAUGGAUAUAAAGACGAAGGAAUAACAUUUCCAUCGGAAAAUGCGCAAACACGUUUAUUAACCGAGUUUUAUGAAGAGUGCGGAAUAUCGCCAACUGAUGUGGACUACAUUGAAGCGCACGGUACCGGUACAAAAGUUGGUGAUCCAGUUGAAAUCAAAGCUAUCAGCAAUAAUCGCACUGGAAACUGGCUUUAUUCCGCCAAUGAUUUUUACAUCACCACGAGAUGA